UCAAAGCUGCAAGCGAAUUUACUUUUCCUUUUUCUUAAAUACUUUGUGAGGAGAUGUCAGGAAGAGGGAAAGGAGGAAAAGGAUUGGGAAAGGGAGGAGCCAAGAGGCACAGGAAGGUGCUUAGGGAUAACAUCCAAGGUAUCACCAAGCCUGCUAUUCGUCGUCUUGCUCGUCGAGGUGGCGUCAAGCGUAUUAGCGGUUUGAUCUACGAGGAGACCAGAGGAGUCCUCAAGAUCUUCCUCGAGAAUGUCAUCCGCGACGCUGUCACCUACACUGAGCACGCGAGGAGGAAGACUGUUACUGCUAUGGAUGUGGUUUAUGCUUUGAAGAGGCAAGGACGUACUCUCUACGGUUUCGGCGGUUAAAUCGACGGAGAUUGGAUUAAGGGUUUGGGAAGUUUGGGGAUCUGAAUUUGGGAAUUUUUUUUUUGGUUUCUGAUUAGCCGAAGUAAAUCCACGACUGUUGUAUCGUUUUCUGAUGUGUUGUUGUUAGCCAAUAUUAUGUUAAAUUAAUGUUAAUCAAAAGUUGUGCUG
Molecule: messenger RNA, 533 nt
Organism: Brassica oleracea var. oleracea
Lineage: Eukaryota; Viridiplantae; Streptophyta; Magnoliopsida; Brassicales; Brassicaceae
Product: histone H4
Exons: 1
Coding region: 54-365 (103 amino acids)
Biological process (GO): nucleosome assembly
Cellular component (GO): nucleosome
Molecular function (GO): DNA binding; protein heterodimerization activity; structural constituent of chromatin
Source: RefSeq, a predicted model, not a curated record